Molecule: messenger RNA, 1569 nt
Organism: Cylas formicarius (sweet potato weevil)
Lineage: Eukaryota; Metazoa; Arthropoda; Insecta; Coleoptera; Brentidae
Gene: Usp39
Product: ubiquitin carboxyl-terminal hydrolase 39
Exons: 5
Coding region: 77-1537 (486 amino acids)
Biological process (GO): protein deubiquitination; mRNA processing; spliceosomal complex assembly
Molecular function (GO): cysteine-type deubiquitinase activity; zinc ion binding
Source: RefSeq, a predicted model, not a curated record
GUCGCGCAACUGACCAGCCCUCGUUCUAUGGGUUGAAGGUUAGGUCACUCGCUUCGCGUAAACAAAACGAUAAAUAAUGAGCGACGAAGAGCCUCCGAGUAAAAAAGUCAAGCGAGAUGAAGUCCCCGGCAAAGGGCAAGCCGAAUCCCCGGGCUCUAGAACCAAUACGCGACUCUGCCCGUAUUUGGACACGAUAAACCGUCAAUAUUUGGACUUUGAUUUCGAAAAACUGUGUUCUGUUUCAUUGACGAGGAUCAACGUGUACUGCUGCCUCGUAUGCGGCAAGUACUUUCAGGGUAGGGGCACAAACACCCACGCCUAUACCCAUUCGGUGGCGGAAGGCCAUCACGUGUACCUCAACCUGCACACGCUGAAGUUUUAUUGUUUGCCCGACAAUUACGAAAUCAUUGAUUCUUCGCUGGACGACAUAAAGUACGUCUUAAAUCCGACUUUUACCGAAAACCACAUAAAAAAUCUGGACAAUAACACGAAACUCUCGAGAGCGAUAGACGGGACCCUGUACAUGCCCGGGAUAGUGGGCCUCAACAACAUCAAAGCCAACGACUACUGCAACGUAGUUUUGCAGGCCCUGUCCCACGUGUCGCCGCUACGCAAUUUCUUCCUGAGGGAAGAAAACUACGGUAAGAUAAAAAGGCCUCCUGGCGACUCGGCGUACCUGCUGGUGCAGCGGUACGGCGAGCUCACCCGAAAACUGUGGAACCCGAGGAAUUUCAAGGCGCACGUGUCACCCCACGAGAUGUUGCAGGCCGUCGUCUUGUGGAGCAAAAAGCAGUUUCAGUUCACGCAGCAGGGUGACCCGAUCGAUUUCCUCUCGUGGUUCCUCAACGCCCUCCACAAGGCCCUGAACGGGUCGAAAAAGAAGGACAGCUCCAUAAUAUACAAGUCGUUCCUCGGCAAUAUGAAGAUUUACACUCGAAAAAUACCACCGAUCGAUUUGGACGAGAAGCAAAAACGGUCCCUGAUGUUGACGGAGGAGUAUCAGGAAACGGAAACGGAGAGUCCGUUUUUGUAUCUGACGUGCGACCUGCCGCCUCCGCCCCUGUUUAUCGACGAAUUUAAGGAGAAUAUCAUACCGCAGGUGAACUUGUACCAGCUCCUAACAAAGUUCAACGGCCAAUCGGAGAAGGAAUACAAAACUUACAAGGAGAACUUUUUGAAGCGCUUCGAGAUCACCAAACUGCCGCCCUACUUGAUCUUGUACAUCAAGAGAUUCACGAAGAACACGUUCUUCGUCGAGAAAAACCCCACGAUAGUCAAUUUCCCAGUCAAGAACGUCGAUUUCGGCGAGUUUCUCACGGCCGACGUCAAAUCGAAACACAAAAAUACAAUUUACGACCUCGUCGCAAACAUCGUGCACGACGGCGAGCCCAGCAAAGGCACGUAUCGGGUGCACAUACUGCAGAAAUCCACCGGUCAGUGGUACGAGAUGCAGGACCUCCACGUCACCGAUAUUCUACCGCAAAUGAUCACUUUAACAGAGGCUUAUAUACAGAUUUACGAGCUCAGGUGUUCUUAAUCGGACGCGCGACAUUAAACAUUUUACAUUUA